Molecule: messenger RNA, 1902 nt
Organism: Cuscuta campestris
Lineage: Eukaryota; Viridiplantae; Streptophyta; Magnoliopsida; Solanales; Convolvulaceae
Source: the annotation of a GenBank genome assembly
UUCACACCAAAAUUAUCCCAUUAGUUAGAGGAGAGUUCAGAGAGUCGAGAGAAGCUGUCCGGAGAGCUUCCCGUCGCCGGAGCAAGCGGUGGUGUUUGCCGGAAGUUUCUCCGUUUUUCCGCCGGAAUCAUCGUUUCACUUUAAUGUAAGCCCGUAGAUAUAUCUAGUGACUAGAAUACUUUGAUGAAUAUUCUUAUUAAAAUAAUAAUUAUGAAUGAUUAAAUCAUGAUUAAAAAUGAAUAUAUUGAUAAUUAUGAAAUGAUGUGUAUUGUUAAGAGUAUCUAGAAGAACUCUAAGAUAUACCCAUUUAAAUAAUUUAUAUUAAGGUUAUCUACAAGACCUCUAGAAUAGAUCUCAGAUUAGAAGGGAUUGUGAGAAUCUGAAUAUUCGGUGAUUUGAUAAAAAAAUGUAACGGAACACGUAGACCAAACUAGAGUAUCACUCGUUUGGAAAUACUUCGACUCAAUGAUGAUUAAUUAUUGUCUUAUUGUUGCCUUAAACUAAUUAUAGUUUAAGCGUCUGAGUAAACAGAAAGAACAAUGUGAUCCUGGUGGCAGAUGAGGCGAGAUUGUCGGGAUGGAUGUGACAAGUUUUGAAAUGAAUUAUGAUAUGUCAAUUUUUAAUUCGCUUCCGCAAUAUUGUUGAAUACUCCGUACUGUAUAUGUUAUGAAAAAAAAUAUUAUUAGAAGAAGAAGAAGAAGAAGCUCAGUAUUGCAGAUCUAUACUAUCCACAGCUCAAUUAUCUAUCGGAAAUGAGAUUGUUCUCCCUUGUUGCUCUGUUCCUCGCUUCCAGCGAUCUGUUUUUAUCAGGGGCGUAUUCAUCGGCGACCUUCACGUUCACGAACAAGUGCGACCAGACGAUUUGGCCGGGAAUUUUGUCGAACGCCGGAGUUGCGCCGCUGGGAACAACCGGAUUCGCGUUGCAGAAGGGAGAAUCGAGGACGAUCCAAGCUCCGUCGAGCUGGGGAGGCCGAUUCUGGGGCAGAACAUACUGCGCGGAAGAUUCCGCCGGGAAAUUCGCCUGCGUCACCGGCGAUUGCGGCUCCGGGACGCUGGAAUGCAGCGGCGGGAACGCCGCUCCCCCGGCUACGCUGGCGGAGUUCACGCUGAACGGAGACGGAGGGAUGGACUUCUUUGACGUCAGCCUCGUGGACGGGUACAACCUCCCGAUGCUGGUGGUGCCGCAAGGCGGAUCCGGUGCGAACUGCUCCGCCACGGGCUGCCGGGUGGACGUGAACGGGCUCUGCCCGUCGGCGCUGAAGGUGACGAGCGCGGAGGGGGAGGCGGUCGUGGCGUGUAAGAGCGCGUGCGAGGCUUUCGGCGAGCCGGAGUACUGCUGCAGCGGCGCGUUCGGCACACCGGAUGUCUGCAAGCCGUCGAGUUACUCGGAGAUGUUCAAAGGCGCGUGCCCCACCGCCUACAGCUACGCCUACGACGAUAAGACCAGCACCUUCACGUGCUCCGGCGCCGACUAUGUGAUCACCUUCUGCCCAUCCCCAACCACCAGCCAAAAAUCGUCUUCAACUCCACCGAGUACGGUGUCCAACGGCGGAGACCAAACCCAACCGGCCACCGACGGCUCGAUGGUAUACGAUGGAGCGUUGGACUUCAGCGGCAGCGCGCAUCCAAUCCACCGCGUCCACGUGGCAGUUACCGUUGCCGUCGCCAUCCUAACGGCAAUCUUGCAGGUGAGGUGUCAGCUAUUAUAACGCGCAUCGUGGCCCAUCUUGCAUUGUCGGCCUGGUAGGCGAUGGGUCGACGUGCGGUCCAUCAUUGGGCCCACUUUGGCCCGUUUCCCAACAUGGCCCAUGUGACUUGCAGAUGCAGUCACCAAUGAGAGCUAGACGCGUUAGCAAAGAAAAGGACACACAUCUUCAGACACCGCUACAGCAUUAGUCAUUA